This is a messenger RNA of Arvicanthis niloticus (Nile rat), 3715 nucleotides long. NCBI's taxonomy places the organism in Eukaryota, Metazoa, Chordata, Mammalia, Rodentia, Muridae. The record is from RefSeq and is a predicted model, not a curated record.
GCAACUAGUGUGUGUCCCGGGCACGCUGAAGGCUGGUUGCCUAGGGGAACCUUCCGAGGGCAAGUGGGCUUCUUUUGACAGUUGCGUGUCCCUUCCGUCCAGCCUGGCUUCCGAUUCUGCCUUGCGUGUUUAUGACGAGCCUGCGAACCGGGACGUGAGAACCCUCAGAUAAUAAGGAAGAAAUCACUGUGCUUGCAUCAUGGAUCACACAAAGGAAAAGAACAACAACUUCAAAGACGACCUUCUGCUCCGGAUGGGACUAAAUGACAACAAGGCAGGCAUGGAGGGGUUGGAUAAGGAGAAAAUUAACAAAAUCAUCAUGGAAGCCACAAAGGGGUCCAGAUUUUAUGGAAAUGAGCUCAAGAAGGAAAAGCAAGUCAACCAACGGAUUGAAAAUAUGAUGCAACAGAAAGCUCAAAUUACCGACCAGCAACUAAGGAAAGCUCAGUUACAGGUUGACAGAUUCGUAAUGGAAUUAGAACGGAACCGGAAUUUGAACAAUACCAUAGUUCACGUUGACAUGGAUGCUUUCUAUGCAGCUGUAGAAAUGAGGGACAAUCCAGAACUGAAGGAUAAACCCAUUGCUGUAGGAUCCAUGAGCAUGUUGUCAACUUCAAAUUACCAUGCAAGGAGGUUUGGUGUUCGUGCAGCCAUGCCAGGAUUUAUUGCUAAGAGGCUCUGCCCACAACUUAUUAUAGUGCCCCCAAACUUUGACAAAUACAGAGCUGUGAGCAAGGAGGUUAAAGAGAUACUUGCUGAAUAUGAUCCCAAUUUUAUGGCCAUGAGUCUGGACGAAGCCUACUUGAAUAUAACACAGCACUUACAGGAAAGGCAAGAUUGGCCUGAGGACAAAAGAAGAUUUUUCAUCAAAAUGGAAAACUGUGGAAAAAUUGAUACGCCCGGACAGGAAGCUAACGAGACCGAGUCUGAGCGGUCCAUCUCCCCGCUGCUUUUUGAAGAUAGUCCUCCUGAUUUGCAACCCCAAGGACGUCCUUUCCAACUGAACUCUGAAGAACAAAACAAUCCUCAAAUAGCCCAAAAUCCAGUUGUUUUUGGAACAUCGGCUGAGGAAGUGGUAAAGGAAAUUCGCUUCAGAAUUGAACAAAAAACAACACUGACAGCCAGUGCAGGCAUCGCCCCCAAUACAAUGUUAGCGAAAGUGUGCAGUGAUAAGAACAAGCCAAAUGGACAGUACCAAAUCCUCCCCUGCAGGAGUGCGGUGAUGGACUUCAUCAAGGACCUGCCUAUUAGAAAGGUUUCUGGAAUAGGAAAAGUUACAGAGAAAAUGUUAAUGGCUCUCGGGAUUGUUACUUGCACAGAGCUGUACCAACAGAGAGCGUUGCUUUCUCUCCUUUUCUCGGAAACGUCUUGGCAUUAUUUUCUUCACAUCGCACUGGGUCUAGGUUCAACAGACCUGGCAAGGGAUGGAGAAAGGAAAAGUAUGAGCGUUGAAAGGACAUUCAGUGAGAUAAGUAAAACAGAGGAACAGUACAGCUUGUGCCAAGAACUGUGCACUGAGCUCGCCCACGAUCUCCAGAAGGAAGGACUUAAGGGAAGAACUGUUACCAUUAAGCUGAAGAACGUGAAUUUUGAAGUAAAAACUCGAGCAUCUACAGUUCCAUGGGCCAUUUCUACUGCAGAGGAAAUAUUUGCCAUUGCUAAGGAGCUGCUAAGGACAGAAGUUAAUGCGGGUUCUCCACAUCCCCUGCGGUUAAGACUGAUGGGUGUCCGGAUGUCUACUUUUUCGAAUGAAGAUGACAGGAAACACCAACAAAGGAGCAUCAUUGGUUUCUUACAGGCUGGAAACCAUGCUUUGUCAUCUACUGGGUAUAUUCUAGACAAAACUGACAAAACUGAGCUUGUAAAGCCCUUAGAAAUGUCUCAUAAGAAGAGUUUCUUUGAUAAAAAGCGAUCAGAAAGAAUCUCGAACUGUCAAGACACACCCAGAUGUAAAAUUUCGGGUCAGCCAACUUUACAGACCGUGGAACCAUCCCAAGCAUUAAAGAAGAUGAGCAAGAGUUUUGAAACAUCAGAGAAUUCAAAUGACUGUCAGACAUUUAUAUGUCCAGUUUGCUUUAAGGAGCAAGAAGGUUUCAGUCUGGAAGCUUUUAAUGAACACGUUGAUGCCUGUCUUGAUGGACCAUCAACCAGUGAGAACUCAGAAAUGCCCUGUUACUCACGUGCUUCCUCUGCAGACAUCGGUCAGAAGGAAGCUGCACACCACUCUAUUUCACUGUGGGAGAAACAGGGGCAUGAAAAUGGAGAGAUCACUUCAGUAGAUGGUGCAGGUCUAACAGAGACUGAAGACAGAUCACUGAAAGCAGCAGAUAUGGACACUCUAGGGAAUAAUCACAGCAAAGAGGAAUAUCCUGAUACUUCAAACGGAUCUUGUCCUAUAUCAUUGGCAAAUGAAACUGUCAGUAUAUUAAGUAGGCAAGAAUCUGCCCAGCCCUGUACAGAUGAGGUAGUAACAGGAGCUCUAGUUUGUCCUGUUUGUAACCUAGAGCAAGAGACUUCUGAUCUUACCGUCUUCAACAUACAUGUGGAUAUUUGCUUAAAUAAAGGCAUAAUCCAAGAGCUGAGAAAUAGUGAAGUUAAUUUGGUUAAGCAACCCAAAGUAAGCUCAGGAAGCACUGACAGACUUCAGAAGGCUUCAGGAAGGACCAAAAGGCCAGGACUGAAGACGAAGGGCCCAGCAUCGAAGAAAACAAAACCCCAAGGUCCCAGAAACACCCUUGAUGGAUUUUUUAAAUGAACUUUGAACAAUUUAUCAACGUUUUUUAUUGAAAUUAGUAUUUUCAUAGUCAAUGUAUUUAAUCUUCCUCAUUUUAAAUAUACCCCUUUAAGGAAGACAAGUGCAAUAACACCUCCCCCACAUGACCUUUCUAAGAAUAUAGACUGAAUAUUAACUUAUUUCUUUUGUAUUUUCCUUAAUAACCGUGAGAAUUUCAUUCCCAAUAUAUAUAAUAAGUUGGAAGUCAGUCAGUCGUGUUAGAGACAACGAAAGAAGUGAGGUCAGAAGGCGAUGCGUUAUUUUAUAGUGGAUAUAAAAUACUUACAAGGACUCUGAGCUGUGUGCAAGCACUUCAGCCUCAGCUCCUCGGUGCUUAGACACCGUGUUGUCAUUGAUGCUACUGCACCUGCUCGUGUGUCUAAGUGUUCUGUGAGCAGAUGUGCUUAGAUUUAGCCAUGAUGUCCAUGGAGAACAGUAGCUUAACAGAGAGAGCAUGGGCAUGCAGUUCCCUCCAGGAAAGUGAUGCACAGUAUUAUCUGUGUUCAGAGGACCUGUUCAAACUGUUGUUAUUUGUAUUGUCUUACUUACCUUAUGAAUAGGCACUUGGUUCACAUAAAAAAAUACUUAGUCUGUAAUUCAAAAUUGUUUUUUUUUUUUAACUCAAUACUUUAAAUGGCAGUAUUUCAUUUCUUAUCAAUUAUAUUUGACUACAAAUCUGCAGUAAAGAAGAUAAGUUGUGUAGUUGCCUGGCUUUCAUUCCCCUAUCUGGGAGAAAAUAGACAACUCCGAGGAUGAGCCCUGAGGAGUCACUGCACUUACCAUAGCUACUUCUCUGUCAUCUCUGCUAAUAGUUGUGGAAGACAGACUUGCAGCAGCACUGAGAGGCAGGGGCAGGAGGAUCUCUGAAUUCAAAGACAGCUUGAUCUACAGAGUGAGUUCCAGAAAGAACAGCCUGGACCACACAGAGAAACCCUACCUCAG